GCCGGCGGCGCGGCCAUGGCGAGCGGCUGCGCGGCGCGGGAGGCUGCCGCCGGUGUGUCUGGCGGCCCGCGGGAGCUGUGCUGUGUGGCGGCGGAGUGCUCCUGGCCCUGCGCGCCGCCGGGCGGCCUGGCCCGGGCGCUCUGCCUGCAGCGGGACGCGGGUGGCGGUGAGGCCAGCACCGAGGCCGUGGUGGUGGCGCGGCGGACGGGCGGCGGGAGCGAGGUGCCCUGCGUGCUGCAGCUGCAGUGCCGGCCUGCCGCCGGGAUGGUCUCCGUCCGUGUCCUGAGCGAGGCCCGCAACAUGGAGGUGUACGUGGGCGAGGAGUACUGCGGCACCAGCCGGGGCGAGAGCCUGGGCACGGCCCGGGGCCCGGGUGACACGGAAAAGGUUACUUUGUACCAAAAAUACCUCAGGUUCGAAUGCCCUGCAGCCUCCUGUAGAAUUAAGCUGCUCUCCAUCGGUGAGAAGCAAACGGUGCUCAUCAGUAAAAUAGCGGUAGAAGUGAAAGCAGUGUCUGCAGAGCCAGCACCUGCCUUUGCUUCGCUAGGCUCAAACAUAGAUCUGGACAGAGUGCAAACCAUCAUGGAGUCCAUGGGAUCUAAGCUGUCUCCAGGUGCUCAGCAGCUCAUGGACAUGGUCCGGUGCCAGCAGAAAAAUUGUUCACCUUUUGGAGACAAACUUAACUGGAUCUUGGGGAAGCCUUCAGCCUUUGGAGGUGACCACACAAAAGAUGGGUUGCACAGUGCAGCCAUUCAGAUCUCACAAGAUGAAGCAGCUGGUGAGCCUCUCCCUGUUAAAAGUCACCUAACAAGUGAAACAGCAUCUGGAGACUUGCUUCACACUAGCACGCCAGGUGAUCUGAACGCAGCGGCACCCGAGGGAGGGAAGGCUUCUGAUUCUGAAGGACUGACUGCCCAGCAGAAUACAGCUGACCUCAGGAAUUACUGUAAAGCUGUGGGAUCUCUGUGCAUGCAGCAACAAGUGAGCCAGCUCCCCAGGGCAGCAAAUCCCCAGGUGCUGCUUCCUUUCCUGCAGAGCCUGUGCAGUCAGGUGAGCCACCUCCGGCUGAAGGACGGCGACAGGCAGCUUGGUAGAAGUGCAGGCACCAAAGAGGAAGGCAUUCAGCUUGUUGGGGUAGAGCAGCAGCCUAUUUGCUCCUAUUUGGAAAAGAUCAUUUCAAAAAACAUGGACCUGAUGGAGAGAAAACUAAUGGACUAUAUUGAUCGUCAGAUCCAGGCUCUUCAGACACACAUAGAUGACAAAAUAGUUCUCUUAAUGGACUUGGUACAGAGCUCAAAGCCACCCAAGCUGUCAGAAGCAGCCUAUGAGUCUAAUGAGGGCUUCUCUAAUGGGGAGAGAUAGGUGCUGCAGCUCCACACCAGGACAGCAGGGGCACAGAGCUGGGUGUUGGUGGAGCUCAUGGCUAAAGAAGCUCAGUGGUUUGUUGCUGUAAUUCUGUCCACAGUUGUUAGUUCUGUGAGAUGCCCUAAGGAGGUGUGGGGUUGGUUUGGUUUGGUUCCUAAGUACAAGAAUUUUGUAUGCCCUUUGGGGCUUAUUUAUUUAAAGAGCACUGCUAAAAGACAUCUGAAACACAAUUUCCUAGUUUCAGUUUGAACAGUGGAGAAGUACUUUAAAGUGAGUGUUAGCAGUAGGACAGGGUAGCUUCUCUGUGCUUGUACUUUUUCAUUUCAGUCCUGUCAAAGAUGUUUAUUCCACCUGUAAGAGGAAGGGCAGUGCUGGCAUUGCUUGUUUGAGCCUCUUCAAGGACUCAGGUUUAGAUAUUUGAAGCCCAGCCUGAGUUCUUUUGAAACCUUGCUGGCUGUACCAGCACCUAAGUUAGGAACCUCAGCUCCUUCAGUGGUACCUAAACCAAGACUGUCACACUUUAUCCCUCCUGAAACACCUCGGCCAUGCAGGAGCAACUGACAUGAAAGUGUAUGUGGCAGACUUGUGG
This is a messenger RNA of Pogoniulus pusillus (Red-fronted tinkerbird), 1954 nucleotides long. It is a transcript of the gene C3H10orf88, whose product is annotated as chromosome 3 C10orf88 homolog. The record is from RefSeq and is a predicted model, not a curated record. Bases 16 to 1362 code for a protein of 448 amino acids. The transcript has 6 exons. Lineage: Eukaryota; Metazoa; Chordata; Aves; Piciformes; Lybiidae.